AUGACUCGCACUGCUACCUACCUGUCGUUGGGCUUCCUGGCCACCUUUGCGCCUGGCGCGCUGGCGUCGUGUGCCUACGGAACCCACCUGCAUCGCAGGGCCGACGGCGAGAUCGAAGCCCCUACUUUUGGAUACAUCGGUGACCAGGGUCCGACCAACUGGCAUGCUCUGGACGCUGCCAACUCGGCCUGCGCCCAGGGUACCGAGCAGUCCCCCAUCAACAUGGUGGCCGACGCCUUCACCCUCCAGGCCGCCUCGGAGCUCAACAUCACCAUCCCCGACAUGGCCGACGGCGCCGAGUUCGAGAACCUCGGCACCACGGUCGAGGUCAUCGCCCAGGGCGGCACCAUGACGGCCGCAGGUGUCCAGUACACCCUCCAGCAGUUCCACUUCCACCUGCCCAGCGAGCACCUGGACGACGGCACCACCAUGGCCAUGGAGAUGCACAUGGUCUGGGAGAGCGCCGACGAGCAGAUCGCCGUCGUCGGCGUCUACAUCGACCUCGCCACCGGGACCGAGGAAGCUGUCGAGGAGGAAGCCCCCGCGACGGAGGAGCCCGAGGUCGAGGAGCCCGAGGCCGAGGCGCCCGCCGCCACCACCACGGCCGCCCCCGUCGGCGUGGCCCGGCCGGCCACGACGCUGACCCCCAAGACGGAGCCUACCGCCGCCGCUCGGGUCCGUCGUGGAGACCACAGGAAUGCCAGGAGGGAGAGGGCUCAGCGCGAGCAGGCCAAGCGCGAGCAGGCCAAGCGCGCCGACGUCAGGCGUCGCCAGGCCAAGGCCAAGGCCCAGCGGCGCCAGGCCGGGGCCGGAGGUGCUUCUGCCGUCGUCGAGACCGUCCUCGGCGUCGUCGACCAGAUCCCCAACCUGGGCGACACCGUCACCACCGACCCCCUCAUCAUGUCCGAGCUGGUCAACCUCAUCGGUGCUGCCGAUGUUCAGACGUACUCUGGCUCGUUGACAACUCCCCCCUGCAGCGAGAGUGUGAGCUGGUUCGUCUCCACGCAGAAGCUCUCGAUCCAGACGUCGACAUUCAUCAAGGCCAGGGACGUCAUCGGCUUCAACUCGCGCUUCCCUCAGAGCGCCCUCGGCACUCAGAAUGUCCUGGCUACGAGCGCCGCGGCGGUCGCCGCCGGAGCCGAAGCGGAGGCGGAAGACGAGGCCACAGACGAAGAUGAGGACUAG
This is a messenger RNA of Geosmithia morbida, 1185 nucleotides long. Its product is annotated as Carb anhydrase. NCBI's taxonomy places the organism in Eukaryota, Fungi, Ascomycota, Sordariomycetes, Hypocreales, Bionectriaceae. Gene Ontology annotation, molecular function: carbonate dehydratase activity; zinc ion binding. The transcript is spliced from 3 exons. The record is from RefSeq and is a predicted model, not a curated record. The coding region runs from base 1 to 1185 and encodes 394 amino acids.